Messenger RNA from Peromyscus eremicus (cactus mouse), 3111 nucleotides. RefSeq names its product poly(ADP-ribose) polymerase family member 9 (gene Parp9). Gene Ontology annotation, biological process: positive regulation of type II interferon-mediated signaling pathway; negative regulation of gene expression. Lineage: Eukaryota; Metazoa; Chordata; Mammalia; Rodentia; Cricetidae. The record is from RefSeq and is a predicted model, not a curated record. The transcript has 11 exons. Gene Ontology annotation, molecular function: transcription corepressor activity; NAD+ poly-ADP-ribosyltransferase activity; ubiquitin-like protein ligase binding. The coding region runs from base 210 to 2696 and encodes 828 amino acids. Gene Ontology annotation, cellular component: nucleus; cytoplasm.
GAGAGGGAGCCAGAUCUCAUUACAGAUGGUUGUGAGCCACCAUAUGGGUGCUGGGAAUUGAACUCAGGACCUCUGGAACAGCAGCUAGUGUUCUUAACCUCUGAGCCAUCUCUCCAGCCCGCAACUAAAUAGACCAUCAUCUCCAGGAUCAACAGACUACACUUGGAAACACGGUAUAAACAGCUAAAGACCCACGUGGGACCUGAAGGAUGGCCGCCUACAUGGGCUCUGGAGCAGCAGCUUACGCCGAGAGACCAGCUAACGACUCUCUCACAGAAUGCAGCACAUGGCAAAUUCCCAUCAAACACAACGUCUUCGAAAUUUUAAAAAGCAACGAGAGUCAGCUGUGUGAAGUCCUCCAGAAUAAGUUUGGGUGUAUCUCUACCCUGAGCUGUCCAACUCCAGCAGGAAACAGCACUCCUGCUCAGCAGGUCUUCAGAAGGAGGCUGACCCCUGGGAUAGAGUUAUCUGUCUGGAAGGAUGACCUCACCAGACAUGUUGUUGAUGCUGUGGUGAAUGCAGCCAAUGAAGAACUUCGGCAUGGAGGUGGCCUGGCCGGAAGCCUGGUGAAAGCUGGUGGCUUGGAAAUCGAGGAAGAGAGCAGAAGGUUCAUUUCCACCUAUGGUAAAGUUCCAACUGGUGGAAUAGCUGUCACGAAGGCAGGGCGGCUUCCUUGCAAAUGCAUUAUCCAUGCUGUCGGUCCUCGGUGGACAGCAGUGGGCAGCCAGACAGCUAUUGAAUUGCUGAGACUUGCCAUUCAGAACGUCUUACACUAUGUCUGUAUGCAAAAUACACAGAUUAAGACGGUAGCAAUUCCAGCCCUGAGCUCUGGAAUUUUCCAGUUUCCUCUGGAUUUGUGUACACACAUAAUUUUAGAAACAAUCCAUUUUUAUUUCCAAGUGAAGCAACCAGUCAGUAAUUUGAAAGAGAUUCAUCUGGUGAGCAAUGAGGAGCUCACUGUUGCGUCCUUUAAAGACAGAGCAGAAAGCAUCCUUGGGAAGGAGUUGAGUCCCUGGGGGAGUCCAGGAACUACCCUUUCUUCCAAUGCGACGCUUCAAAUUGGCCAGGGCCUGACUCUCCAUAUUGUCCAAGGCUGCAUUGAACUGCAAACAACAGAUGUAAUUGUUAAUUCUGGAUCUAGAUACAAUCUUAAAACUGGACCUGUGUCACAGUCGAUUCUUAAACGAGCAGGAUUUGGAAUGGAAAACAAACUUGACAAGAUCCCACUGUCUGAAGGUUAUGAGACGGUACUGGUCACAGAAGGAUUUAACUUGGACUGUCAGUACGUGUUUCAUGUGCUAUGGACAACUGAUAAAAAAAACCAGUUAUUGAAAGAUGCAGUGAAGAGCUGUCUGGAAAAAUGCCUUCAACCAGAUAUAAAUUCCAUUUCUUUUCCUGCCCUCGGGACAGGAGUGAUUAAUAUGGAGAAGAGUACAGCCGCGAGGAUAAUGUUAGAUGAAAUUGUAGCGUUUGCCAAAGAGCACAUGAAGAAAACCUUGACUGUAAAGAUUGUGAUCUUUCCAAAAGAUGUGGAGACAUACAAGGUUUUUUGUGCUGAAAUGACCAAGAGGUCUAAUGAACUGAAUCUCAGCAGUAAUAGUGUUGUUUCAGUCCCCCAGUGGACCAGAGGGGAGCAGAGAAGUGGACUUGAAGCUGGAUCCCCUGCCAUCAAUCUGAUAGGUGUAAAAGUGGAAGAGAUGUAUGAGGCCAAAGAAUGGAUUGAAGGAUUGCUGACUUCUGACAACCGCUACAUCAUUGAAAAUAGCCACAUUCUCUACUUUGGGAAAAAAGAGCAUGACACGCUGUCUCAGCUCCAGACAACCUUAAGCGUCACCAUUUCAGAGACUGUCAGUCCAAGUAAGGCAACUCUGGAGGUUAGAGGUGACCAGGCUGAGCUCAUUGAAACAGUUACGAGUAUUGAAUGUAUGCUGUGUGAAGUUCAGGAAGAAGUGGCGAGAAGAAAGAAGAGAAGUCUUUGGGGCUUGUUAGAACAGUGGACCGAUCAGCAAGGGAAGCUGGAUGAAAUGGAAGAAUUAGACACAUAUCUUCAUUACCCAGUACCUUUAACUCAGGAACUUCAGGACCGAAAGAGGCAGUUUGAGAAGUGUGGCCUGUGGGUUGUGAAGGUGGGGAAGAUAGACAAUGAUGUGCUCAUGGCUGCCUUCCAAGAGAAGAAGAAAAGGAUGGAAGGGAGAACGCCGAGGGGACCCGGGAGCCAAAGGUUGUUUCAGCAGGUGCCAUAUCAGUUCUGCAAAGUGGUGUGCAGAGUCGGCUUCCACAGACUGUACUCAACACCUCAUGACCCAGUUUAUGGAACCGGCAUACAUUUCACCAAGAGCCUCAAAAAACUAGCAGACAAGGUCAAGAAAACCUCAAGCACAGACAGGCUAAUCUAUGUGUUUGAGGCGGAAGUGCUCACAGGCUCCUAUUGUCAGGGUAGUAGCUUAAGUAUUACCCCACCGCCAUUGAGUCCUGGGUCCUUAGAUGCUCAUGACAGCGUGGUUGACAGUGUUUCCAACCCUGAGACCAUUGUUGUUUUUAGUGGCGUACAGGCGAUGCCUCAGUAUUUGUGGAUUUGUACACAGGAUAGGUCACUGUCACAGCAUCAGAUGUGGGGACAGGACUACUCAUCGGGACUAGAGAUGGUCUCUUCACUGCAGUCUUGGCGGGAGGUCUCAUAUGGCAGCCCUGUUUAGUCUCUGUCGUUUUAACAACCAGCAGGAUUUGGGUGAAUUGACAAAACAAUGAUGUCAGUGACUUAGAGAGUGGCUUGAACAUAACAAAUGAACUGUUCUGAAUGACUGGGUUACCGUAGGCACCAACCACAUACUAGCAUCUUAAUGCCUUCUUCACCUCUGGGCUUGGGGUGGACAGAUGCCAACUAAAUUGUUCCUGACUGUCUCUUCCCUCCUUGACAUCCUUCAUCUCCUUUCUUAUAGGUAACAGCAAGAAUAUUUUACAUAUAACAAAGACAUUUUUUUUCUAGUAAGUAAUCAAGCCUGUUAUUUUCUAAAAUGAUGAUAGUAUAAAAUAGGACAAUGGAAUGAUUUUAGAUUUUCUAUAUAAUUUUGUAAAGUGCUUUGGAUAUUCAAAUAAAUCACUUUUGUCUGA